CUGCAUCUCCAUCUCAGACACAUCAACCCUCACAAUGACUCCUCCCAAGAUUGCAAUCAUCGGCGCGGGCCCUGCCGGUCUUACUUUGGCCCGUCUGCUGCAACACAACAGCAUCCCCUGCAUCGUCUACGAGGCAGAGGAGAACCGCCAUGCUCGCACACAGGGUGGCUGUCUGGACAUCCACGAGGGGUCUGCACAAGUCGCUCUGCGGGAGUGUGGUCUUUUCGAAGAGUUCCUUGCAGUUGCCCGCACGGAGGGUGAGGUGUUGAAGAUUUACCAGCCCGACGGUGCACUGCUGCUCGAUGAAGGUUCCGAUUACGGCGAGAAGCGCCCAGACUCUUUCAACGGACGUCCAGAGGUCGACCGGGUCAAGCUGCGCAGCAUGCUCAUUGAUUCGCUCGAAUGGGGCAGUCUGCGCUGGGGCCACAAAAUCAAGAAGGUCACGACUGAAGCCACGGGCACCCGUCUGCAAUACGACCUGCACUUCCACGACCACACCGAGACCGGGUUCGACCUGGUGGUUGGCGCCGACGGGGCCUGGAGCAAGGUGCGCCACUUGCUCACGGACACCCGGCCCAUUUUCUCGGGCAUCUCUGGCGUGGACUUCAAGUACAGCGCCAUCGACGAAAAAGACCCGGCUCUGGCCCAGCGCGUCGGCAAGGGCAUGUGCCUGACUCUCGGCAGCCACACGACUGUACUGUCGCAGCGGAACGGCGAUGGCUGCGUCCGGACCUACGGGUUCAUGCGGCUGCCGGAGGACUGGCACACGACGUGCGGCAUCGACUGGACCCAGCCGCAGCAGGCCAAGCGAGAGUUUGUCGAUCGCUACUAUGAAGGGUUCAACGAUGACUCCAAGAAUCUCAUGUUGGAAGCCGACGACGAUUUGGUGCCUCGCCCCAUGUACAUGCUUCCCAUCGGUCACAAGUGGCAGCACCGUGCAGGUUUGACUCUUAUUGGCGAUGCCGCCCACUUGAUGACACCAUUUGCGGGAGUUGGCGUGAAUGUGGGGAUGGAAGAUGCUCUAGAGCUGGCACGGGCCAUCAUUGCGCGCAAGAGCACUUGGGAAGAUGGCCAGCCCUUUGCAGGUGCGAAUAGUCUCUCCGCCGCAGUGGGGCAAUACGAACAGGCCAUGUUCCCUCGUGCUGAAGGCUACGCCCGUGAGACGUGGAUGUAUCUGAACCUGUUCUUCAACGAGCGGGGCGGUCAUGCCAUGUGCGAACACUUUGCCAAAGCGAAGGAGCAGGCUAAGGAGGCUGCAGUGGAGAAGAAGCCUGAAGAGGCGGAGAAGACUGGGAAGGUGAAGGAGACGGUGGUGGAGAAGGCUAUUGCUGUGGAGUAA
Messenger RNA from Aspergillus neoniger CBS 115656, 1339 nucleotides. Its product is annotated as FAD-dependent oxidoreductase. Gene Ontology annotation, molecular function: FAD binding; monooxygenase activity. Lineage: Eukaryota; Fungi; Ascomycota; Eurotiomycetes; Eurotiales; Aspergillaceae. The record is from RefSeq and is a predicted model, not a curated record. Bases 35 to 1339 code for a protein of 434 amino acids. The transcript has 3 exons. Gene Ontology annotation, biological process: response to antibiotic.